CGACCCCCCUUCUCAGCUUUGUUGACGACAUUCUUUCAUUUGUCCCAAAUACGAUCUCAAUUUUCAGUCCAUCGACAUCACCUUCAUUCUUUUGAUUCGACAUUCUCUUUUUAAGGAUACACAAGAACACGAGCAUACAUUCUUUCCUCCCCAACUCUUUACAACCCUUCGCCGAUCAUGGUUUCAUUUUUGAAAUCAUCAAUUGUGGCUUUGGCCAUCACGAUAGCAAGCGUAAAUGGACAAAAAGGUGGAACGGUAGAAAUUGUUGGAAAUUCUGGAGUUUCAGGACAAAUGAUGUUUUUACAAUCAAACGGACAAGUUGCAAUUUUGGAUAAAGUUGAAAAUAAUCCAAUCCAUAAACCAAACGGUCAAGGUCCUGCUGCAGCAGUUUUUUAUAAUUACAGAGAUAAUUCUGUUAAAGCUGAUAAUAUGAAAACAAAUCCGUUCUGUGCUGGCGGAAUGACUUUAGGCGACGGUCGUUGGUUAGUCGUCGGUGGAAAUAAAGCCGUCGGUCCAGGUGGUGUGACCGCUUCACAAAACAAGUCUCCAUACUAUGACCGAAACGGUGGUCAAGCAAUGCGUUUCUUGAGCCCUUGCAGUGGUAGUGAUUGCGUUUGGGAUGACAACGAUCGUAAAGGUUUGAUGAAAGAACGUUGGUAUGCUACCAUGGAACCAAUGCGUGACGGUCAUGUGAUGAUCGCCGGUGGAAUGAGAGAUGGUGGAUUUGUUCCAAGUCAAGGAAGCAAUGAACCCUCUUACGAAUUCUAUCCAACCACAGGAACAACAUACAAGAUGGACUUCCUUAGCCGAACAGUUCCAUUGAGCUUGUACCCUUUCACAUACCUCCUUUCCGAUAACCGUGUCUUCAUGCAAGCAAACCGUCAAGCAAUUUUGUGGAACACAGAUACAUUGCAAGAGACAGCACUGCCAAACAUUCCAGUCGCUCCUCGUGUUUAUCCUGCCAGUGGUGGUAAUGCAAUGUUACCUCUCACGCCUGCCAACAACUACAGAGAAACAAUUCUUUUCUGUGGUGGUAUGUCUCUCGGCAAUUCAAAGAACUGGGGUAACGAAGGAGGUCCAAACGUCAUGGUUACCGAACGUCCAGCAUCUACCUCUUGCACACAAAUCUCACCCCUCGUCGAUGCACAAUGGCACGAUCAAGAUCCAUUGCCAGAAGGUCGCUCAAUGGGUCAAUUCAUCAUUCUUCCAGACGGUCGCUUGUGGUUCGGUAGUGGUGUGACGACCGGUGUUGCAGGAUACACGACCGACCCCAACCAAGUUGGAAGACCAGUCGGUACCAGUUUCGGAGAUAAUCCUUCUUACAAGCCUUUGGUCUAUGAUCCAGCCAAGCCGGCUGGUCAAAAAUGGAAGAGAGUAGGACAAGCAAAUGUCGGCCGUUUGUAUCACAGCUCAGCAACGCUUUUACCUGAUUCUUCUAUCUUGAUCGCAGGUAGCAACCCAUCACCCGAUGUCAACACAAAGCAAAAGUGGAAGACUGAAUACACGGUUGAACGUUGGUACCCUGAAUGGUACGAUCAACAACGUCCUUCAAAUGCAGGUUUGCCAAAUUCAAUCGGAUACGGUGGAUCUGGCUUCUCACUCACGUUUGGUUCUUCCACUGAAGCAGCAAAUGCAAAGGUUGUUGUUAUUCGUACUGGAUUCUCAACUCACGGCUUUAACAUGGGUCAACGUUCUUUGGAAUUACGUUCGCAAAGAAGUGGCAAUACAUUAAACGUGGCCGCCAUGCCUGCCAACCCCGCUUUGUUCGCUCCUGGUCCUGCAUUGAUGUUCGUUGUUGUGAAUGGUGUUGCAAGUACAGGUAAAUUCAUCGUUGUCGGGAACGGUAAGAUCGGCAAUCAACCUGUUGGAGCAGAAACACAAUUGCGAAAGCCCACUUCUUCCACCAAUGCGACCGUUGCCGCCUCUGCUCAACGCUCAUCUCUUGUAGGAGCAGAUAAAGAACGUGCUGAUCAUAUUGCAGAAUUAUUGCAAGGUCAACCUGUUCAAGGUAACGUUGUCAAGCCUUUGAACGAUAAUGACAAUGGAAUCAAAUCAUUUUUUGACGGUAUUCAACAACACGUUGAAGCAGCAGCAGAAGGUUUUAAGAACGGUGAACACACUGAACAUCUAUCAGGAUGA
Molecule: messenger RNA, 2139 nt
Organism: Meira miltonrushii
Lineage: Eukaryota; Fungi; Basidiomycota; Exobasidiomycetes; Exobasidiales; Brachybasidiaceae
Product: Glyoxaloxidase 2
Exons: 2
Coding region: 178-2139 (653 amino acids)
Source: RefSeq, a predicted model, not a curated record